Leptomonas pyrrhocoris is the source of this 425-nucleotide messenger RNA. Its product is annotated as putative mitochondrial small myristoylated protein-1, putative (SMP-1). The record is from RefSeq and is a predicted model, not a curated record. Lineage: Eukaryota; Euglenozoa; Kinetoplastea; Trypanosomatida; Trypanosomatidae. The coding region runs from base 63 to 425 and encodes 120 amino acids. The transcript has a single exon.
GGAAUGCACACACGGCGAGACAUUUUCCAACUGUAAAAAAAAACGAAAACAAAGAAAGAAAAAUGGGCUGCACAUCGUCGCACGCGAAUACACAGUUUUUGAAUGGCAAGCCCACCUUUAAAGGCGAUGAAGUCGUAAAGGGCUUUGAGAAGGAAAACGGACUCCUCUUUCGCAUUGUCAAGAAGGGGAAGAAGAAGCGGCAGACGUGGGCGUUUUACAACGACACGAAGCAGUACGAGAUGCGUGUUCACGUCACCUUUAACGCCGGCUGCGACAUCAAAGCCCUCGGCGAGACAAAGCUGGAGGAGGUGGAGGACAAGGACGAAGUGAUCGCCACCGUCACUGUACAGCCCGGUGCGACGGAGAUGUUUAUCGAAGGACGCGUGAACGGCUUCCGCUCCAAGAUGGACGCCUUCAAAAUUUGA